AUGACCGUGUGUACCCACUGCAAGGCUCGACACUGGGAGUGCGAAAGGACAAAGUCGACCGGACACUUCAGCACGUGCUGCUCGCAGGGCAAGGUGCAGCUACCUCCCUCUCUCCGGCCUAAUUCCGACUUUCAACAGCUACUUGAAGGCUCGGAUAGCGGUCAGUCUCUCCGUCCAACGACAUUCGUCUGUAGUAGACCAACAUGCUGUACUGUGCGACACUCACACAGAAGCUAAGGCAUUCCGGCGUUCCGCGAGAAUGCCCGGUCGUACAACAACGCGCUGUCGUUCACUUCGCUCGCUGCCCACUUUGACCAGACUCGACCAGGCACUCAAGGACCCCGCAUGUUUUGGGUAUUUUGUCGCCUUUACCAUCGACUCGGGCACUCUCGGCGCCCUAAUUCCUGCCGUCAAUCAGCGCUCAACCUUUGCCAAAACAUGGCUCAUCUGCCCGGCCGAGGCCACCGACACUCAACUUGGACCCGACGGCGCAGACAGUCGCAUACAAAGAUCUACUUUGACCAAGCUCGACUCCAUGUUGGGCACCGGACAUCGCUUUGUGAGGGAGCUCGCAUCGGCCAAAGCCCGCGCAGGUUGGGUUACGGCCAAAGAAUGGGUCCUGCGCCUCUGUCUAACACUUGGCCGGGACCGACGCACCCACAACCUUCCUACGUGGAGCACGGAAAUGGCGAUGCCUAUCUGCGAUUCCGACACCAACAUGUGAGGUCGUGGACCGCAAGACCUUAA
Molecule: messenger RNA, 747 nt
Organism: Microbotryum saponariae
Lineage: Eukaryota; Fungi; Basidiomycota; Microbotryomycetes; Microbotryales; Microbotryaceae
Source: the annotation of a GenBank genome assembly